Molecule: messenger RNA, 2510 nt
Organism: Acipenser ruthenus (sterlet)
Lineage: Eukaryota; Metazoa; Chordata; Actinopteri; Acipenseriformes; Acipenseridae
Product: transforming growth factor beta-1 proprotein-like
Exons: 7
Coding region: 1249-2424 (391 amino acids)
Biological process (GO): SMAD protein signal transduction; regulation of cell population proliferation; transforming growth factor beta receptor signaling pathway
Cellular component (GO): extracellular region
Molecular function (GO): type III transforming growth factor beta receptor binding; type II transforming growth factor beta receptor binding; growth factor activity
Source: RefSeq, a predicted model, not a curated record
GCUCGCUAGCUAACAACCAAACCACAAUAAAACUGAAGCUCAUCUCAGAGACUGGAGGGAGUGUACGGAGAUCUGUUUCAAAAACUUUUAGCUCGCAGCUUUUUUUUUUUUCUUUGAAAAUUUUGACAAUCAGUUAUACAGAGAGAGAAACUAAGGGAACCGGAUUUUUGUAUUCUUAUUAAUAUUAUUGUUAUUAUUAAAUUGUGUGCCUGUGUGCUUUUUUUUAUUUUUUAAGUACUUUAACUUUUUGUAAACGAAAAUCUGGGAUGAAAUGAGAUUUCUGAAAUAGGGGAUUAUAAAAGUGGAUUGUGUCUUUUUUUUUUAAUUUACAUUAUUUUAUUUUAUUUAGUUUUUUUUUUGGUUGUUGUUUUACACAAGAAAAAGUCUGCAGUUGCCGGUCACGCUACUGAAUGAGGAAGUGGAAACUGAAGACAUUGUGCUUCAAGCUUCUGUUUUUCUUUCCAUUCAGUUCUGUUUUUGCUCCACUGUAAGAGGCGAAUCAGUCUUUCCUUUUUUUUUUUUUUUGCAAUCUGGUGUUUUUCUUUUAAAUGUUUUGGUGUUCUUGCAGCGCUGGGUAUGAUCACUGAAUGAAUGAACGAUGUUGGGAAGAAUACCCAGUCACUCCAACAUCCAGUGACCUGUUUAGUUUACGAAAGUUUAGUGACUUUUUUUUGUGAUUUUUUUGUGAAUAAUACCAUUUUUUUUAAAAAUAAUUAAUUUUAUUCUAGAUGGUGGAGGAAUAUAAUUAAAAUAAUACAUAUAAAGAUAUAUCUAUAUAUAUAUUAUAAAAACUAUAUAGUUUUUUUUUUUUUUUAAUCCACGGAUACAUAUAAUUUCUAGAAAACUCUCUGCUGUUUUUUUUGUUCAUAAUUAUCCUUAUUAUUAGAAUUCCCUGUAUAUCACAAGGGCACCUGAUUAUUAUUAAUUUUUUUUUAACUAAGAAACAAAGAAAAGAGGCAAUUUGAGGACUUGGCGAUUUUCUCAGAACUGCGAAAAGAAACAUUUUUAAAACUUGGUUAAGCAGUUCUCAUUAUCAUCAUCAUCAUCAUCAUUAUUAGCAUUCCAUCAAUUUUUUUAAGACUUAGAAAGAAAGAAAGGAAGGAGCUGUCUUGACAGUUUUCUCAGAACUACGAAAAGGAAAAACUUAAGGAAGCAAGGUUAAGUAGUUGUGCGAUCUCCCUUCCCCUCCUCGCGCGCACACACACACACACACACACACACACACCCAGUGGAGAGACACAGAGAGAGAUGGAGCUGAAGAGGUUCCUGCUCCUGUGCUCGGCUCUCCUCCAGUUCCUGCCCUGGACUCUCUGCAUGUCCACCUGCAAGACCCUGGACAUGGAGCUGGUGCGCAAGAAGAGGAUUGAGGCGAUCAGGGGCCAGAUCCUCAGCAAGCUGAAGUUCUCCAAGGAGCCCGGGAGCGAGAGCGAGGAGCCAGCCGUGCCCCAGGAGAUCGUCUCUCUCUACAACAGUACCCUGGACAUGGUGCAGGAGAGCGCCCGCGAGCAAACGGAGAGCGCCUUCCAGGAGAACCCGCAGGAGGAGUACUUUGCAAAAGAGGUGCACAAGUUCGUCAUGACCAGAAAUUUCUUUUUGCCUGAAGACCAGUCGAAGCAGGAGACCUGCAAGCAGCUGUUCUUCAACAUGUCUCAGAUGAGGAGGAACAUCUCGAGCGAGGCCCUGAUUCACUACGCAGAGCUGAGGCUGUUUGUCAAGCAGUCCACCAUAGAGCCCAAGAAGGAGCAGAGAAUAGAGCUGUACAAGGGCACAGGGAAUAGCUCCCGCUACAUCGACUCCCGUUUUUUAACUCAGCAGGACCUGACUUCGUGGAUUUCUUUCGACGUGACAAAAGCCAUCAAGGAGUGGAUGCAGAGCAGCGAGGAGGAGCAGGGUUUUGAGCUCAAACUGCACUGCCCUUGCGGGGCUCAAGCUGAGACCUUUAAAGUCACAUUUUACGGUCUUGAAGACGUACGCGGGGACCGCCGCUCGAUCGCCGCCAUUCAGAACUAUAAGACCCCCCACAUCCUACUCAUGUCAGUCCCGCAGGAUCGGUCCAACCCGCCGGGAUCGUCCCGGAGCAAACGAGACGUGGCGUCGCAGUCCUGCCUAGGCUCCACAGAGAAGAAUUGCUGUGUGCAGCCUCUUUACAUUGACUUCCGUAAGGAUCUGGGCUGGAAGUGGAUUCACGAGCCCAAAGGAUACUACGCCAACUUCUGCAUGGGGCCCUGUACCUUCAUCUGGAACGCAGACAACAGAUACUCACAGAUCCUGUCUCUCUAUAACCAUCACAACCCGGGAGCAUCCGCCCAGCCCUGCUGCGUCCCCCAGGUCCUGGAGCCUCUCCCCAUCCUCUACUACGUGGGGAGACAGCACAAGGUGGAGCAGCUCUCCAACAUGGUUGUCAAGUCCUGCAAGUGCAGCUGAGAGAGUGAGAGAGUGGGGGCUCCAACCCGCAACCCCUCCCUGCACCCCCCACCCCAAAGACUGAGUGUGGGGGGGGGGGGGGGGGA